CUGUGACAAGCAGGCCUGUGUCACGCUUGUCUCACUCGUUCAUAUCGGUCGGCUGGAGGAUAUCUAUCGUUUUUCUCCGUCCAUAUCGUAGCGUCUAGAAAAAAAUGGAGUUUAAAUACAACAUUCUUUUUGUAGCAAUAUGUGCAAUAUUGCAUCAAGCUGACUGCUUAAAGUGUUACAGUUGCAAUAGUCUGUUAGAACCAAAAUGUGGCAAGACUUUCGAACUUUCUGGAAAAGAGGCUGCCAGUUACGUUGUGAAGUGUCAAGGAGAGAAUGUUGCCUGUAGAAAGAUUGAAUCUACGGAUGCACACAAAGAAAAGAUGCUUGUAACGCGCUCAUGUUGGAACACGACGGACGACCAGCUGAAGCAGGAUUUUUUUGAGUGCUCGAACAUGGGAAAAGGCAUGGCGUGUUACUGCAAGGGUACGGACCACGGGAAACCAUGCAACGGAGCACAACCAGUACUGACCUACAUCUCAAUUAUGAUGACUCUACUUUCAACUACUUUCUAUUUCAUAUUUUGAAUAUUCAUUUAUAUUUAACAAAAAUCCAAGUGAAACAUAGUUAAAAUAGAAAUAUGAAACACAAUCUUGUAAGACUGAUAGCUGGAAUCGCAAGUUUUACAUAGAACUGAAUGAAUUUCAAUAUUGUUGUUAUAUUUGUAAUAUUUGUAGUAUUUUACAUAGUUUGACAUUGAUAUAACAGACUUUGUACUCAAGAUUAUUAUAAUUUUUGAAAUAUUUUACAACAAUGAA
This is a messenger RNA of Mercenaria mercenaria, 755 nucleotides long. RefSeq lists its product as uncharacterized. Gene Ontology annotation, biological process: sleep; regulation of synaptic transmission, cholinergic; positive regulation of voltage-gated potassium channel activity. Bases 105 to 524 code for a protein of 139 amino acids. The record is from RefSeq and is a predicted model, not a curated record. Lineage: Eukaryota; Metazoa; Mollusca; Bivalvia; Venerida; Veneridae. The transcript has 3 exons.